This is a messenger RNA of Rhea pennata, 7257 nucleotides long. It is a transcript of the gene RAB11FIP1, whose product is annotated as RAB11 family interacting protein 1. Gene Ontology annotation, molecular function: small GTPase binding. The record is from RefSeq and is a predicted model, not a curated record. Gene Ontology annotation, cellular component: intracellular membrane-bounded organelle. Gene Ontology annotation, biological process: regulated exocytosis. NCBI's taxonomy places the organism in Eukaryota, Metazoa, Chordata, Aves, Rheiformes, Rheidae. The transcript has 6 exons. Bases 1 to 4260 code for a protein of 1419 amino acids.
AUGGAGGCGGCGGGCGCGGCGGCGCGCUGGGCGCCCACGCACGUGCAGGUGACGGUGCUGCAGGCGCGGGGGCUGCGCGCCAAGGCGGCGGCGGGCGGCGGCGGCAGCGACGCCUACGCCGUGAUGGCGCUGGGCGGCGAGAAGUUCUCCACGUCGGUGGCGGAGCGCUGCCAGGGCCGGCCCGUGUGGCGCGAGGAGGCCGCCUUCGAGCUGCCGCCGCCGCCGCGGCCCGCCGCGCUGCGCCUCACCGUGCUCCACCGCGCCCUCGUCGGCCUCGACAAGUUCCUGGGCCGCGCCGAGGUCGACCUGGCGGCGCUGCGGGCCGACGGCGCCCGGCGGCACUCCAGGUGGUAUAAGCUUCAUUCCAAACCAGGGAAAAAGGAAAAGGAGAGAGGAGAGAUUGAAGUGGAUAUCCAGUUCAUGAGGAGCAACAUGACAGCCAGUAUGUUUGAUUUAUCCAUGAAAGACAAGUCUCGCUCUGCAUUUGGCAAGCUCAAAGACAAGCUGAAAGGAAAGAGGAGCAGUGGGCUUUCUGACACGGCAUCAGCAAUCAUUCCAAGCACAAGUCACUCCCCAGCUGACAGCGAAGAUGAGUCAGUUGAGAAGGAAAAGAAGAAAUCAAAGUUCAAAACGCUGUUUUCCAAACCUGGUCUGCAAAAGACUUCUAUUUCCCAAUCCAUGUCAGUCUUACCUACACAUCAGCCUGUAACUGAGAAAGUUAGGCUUAGACCUAGUGAUUUUCAAUCAAGAUGGGAUGAUGAUGACGAAUCUGAGACAUCUCCAACUUCAGACAAAGGCUUCAGAAACACCCUUGAAGAGAAGUCAUCUCCCUCUCCUGUAUCUAAAUUUCAUAAAAUAGCAAAUUUGGACAGUAGACAACUAAACCAAAUAAACAUUAGCAAUACCAAGAAAGAAGGUCUCUCUCUAUUUGGUGGCCUUAAAUCCAAAAGUGAUCCUAUUUCCAAGUCUAGUUUGUGUAUCAAUGGCAGUCAUGUUUACAUGGAAGAGAAUAUGCCUAAGGACAAUACUCCAGCUUCUUCCCCAUCCCCUCACAACUUCAGGAAGAAGCAGCUCUUUACUUCAGAAGAGAACCUGUCUUCCAAAUUUGCUAAAGGACCUGAAGAGACAGGAAGAACAUCUCCUAGUGGUAUUUUGUCUGGGUCUGCAUCACUGGACACUUUUAAAUCUAUGACUUUACCAUCAUAUAAAUUGCUUAGCAGUGAAGAUUAUAUGGAGACUAAUGUUCCUCUGACAGUUGAUAUUACUAAAGAGAACAAAAAAAUAGACCACAAAAAGUCUGCCUUAUUCUCUCUGGUCACAGGGAGAAAGGAAACAGUGAAAAACAAUGAUGUUGAAAGUAUUCCAGAUAGGUCUUUGAAGGAGGAAGAAAGCAAAGUUUCAGAAGAGAAAAGUGAAGAAGAGACCAAACAUCUUGAAAUUCCAGCAGAUUUAAGCAAAGGAAAUCCUUUUGAAAAUAGUAAUGAAGAAGAAACCUUCAAAAAUAAGCAACCACUCAACCCGUUUGAAGAAGACCGGAAACCCGAAAAAGCUGCAGCAUCGGCAAAGACGACCCAGACUAAAGCUGUCAAACCCAGACUGGGCGUGUCUUCAGAGGAGGAAACCAAAGCCACACUUCCUAUUUUUGCACCUGAUUCCCCUCCUUUCCUUUCUGUACACCAUAUCAGUAGUGACAAUAAUCCUUUUAUUUCUAAAACGAGACAAAAAGUUGAAGUGCCAGACUCUGAAAACAUUGCUAGUUUCUCUGCACCUCUUCCUCCUUCUCUUCCUUCUGCUGCAAAGCUUUUGAAUAGCAAGAACCCCUUUAUUUCAACAUGGGACAAAGAAUCCAAAGCACUAGAUUCUGAAAGCAUUGCCAAUUUCUCUUUAUCUCAUCAUCUUGCAGCUUCUGUUCCUGAAACAUUUCUUUCUGUGCAAAUCUCUAGCAAUGAUAAUAAUCCUUUUACUUCUAAAUGGGGACAGGGCUCACAGGGUCAGGAUUUUGAAAGCUCUAGUGCUUGCCCUUCCUUGGAUCACUCUGGUCCAUCUGAACCUUGUCAUCAUUCUGACUGUCAUUUUAAUGAGAGUAACCCCUUUGUAUGCAAGCCGGGGUUUGAACUAGAUGCACCAGGUCUCAAAACUGUUGCUGGUUCUUCUCCUUUCUUGAUUCCUUGUGAGGAAGACUGUUCCUCAAUAGGAAACACUGGUAAUCUGAAACACUCUCUUCAUAUGGCUUCAGGGAGCUCUUCAAAUGUGGCUAUAACUAGUAAUUUAAAUACUGUAUCAAACUCUCCAGACACUCUUUCUGACAACCCUGACUUGGCUUCAAAGAAACAAUGUGAUUCACCAAAGGUUCAGGUAGAGACAUCUUUAAAAAGAAGCCAGUUAAGCGAUAGGAAACCUGUGACCUUUCUCUCUGAAGAACUGGAAGGUAUUACAUCAGGUGAUGAGGAUUUGGAUGAGCAGCAAUGUGCAAAACAGCCCUCUGAUUUCUGUGAAAUGUUAUUCACAGAUUUAGAUGUAACAGGAGAGAGAGCAGAGUUUGCCCACAAACUAGAAAGAGAGUGCAACCCAUCUUCAAAACUCCCUAGUGACAGCGUAAUUUCCACUCAGAGCAAGGAGAUCACUGUUCAGGGUGAUGUGGAAAUAGGCAGUACAAGCACUGAAACUUGCAUGAAGGAUGCCGAACACUUUGCAUCUCUUUCUCAGUGUAAUGAUAACCUCUUACCAGAGAAUGAUGCUGAACAGCUAUCUUCUGCUAAGAGCAAGCUAAAGGAGAAUCAGGAAAUCUUUAGUGAAAAGAGAACAGAAGAAUGUAAACUCAUGUUAGAGAUUGAAGCAAUUCCUUCUGAUAAAAAUAACUCCUUGUCACAAGUAGGACCUACCAAACCAACCUUCAGAGUUUGUACACUGCCCUUUCAGGAAGCUGAUGCAGGAAGGGCUGACAGUGAGGCUAGUUCUGUGUUUGUCACACCAAAACCAGCACCACCACUGUCUUUAUUGCUGAAGACAUGCAUGCCAGUUUCUCAGACUGGUGAGUUAAGUGGUGCUGUGCUUUCUUCAGAUGAUGAUGUAAAAUCUGCUUCUGGGCUUCCAUUACGUAAUGAGAAACCCUCAAGUGCUUAUGAAUACCCCUACAGAAAUGAUUCAUUAAAAACUGUCACUCCAACAAUAAAUCUUAGAGAUGAUAGCAGUAAUAGGCAUUUAAAAUAUGAAGAUGAUGAUUUAUUUGAUACUCUUGCAAAUCUGAAGUCUGCCAUUCCAGUUGCUGGAGACCAUGGUUUGACAUUGGCUAGUCUUCCAGUUAUUCUAGAGGGAGGCUCUGAUGAUGAACUGCUGGAAGACUGUCAAGAGGACCAUAACGUUACUGCAGAUGAUAAAAACACCUUGGAGGCUGGAAAGCACGCUAUAGAUAUAAUGCCUUUGAGUGAAGAACUGAAAGAGCAUUCAGAUAACAAUUCUCCUGCAAACAGUGUACCUCUGUCUGCUCAGGAAGGAGGAAGUGUCCCUGAUGCUUGUAAUUCUAGCAAACUACCUGUGUUACCUGCAAGAGUACGCGUUUGCAGUGUAAAUAAUAAGAUAGCUGACUUAAACGUAGGUGUGACAUCGCAUUCCAGUGAGUGUAAUAGUCAUUUUGAGAGACAAGAACUAAAAAUAGAAACUGGUGUUGAAGAGAGUGCAGAGCGUGAUUUCCUUGAGCCUUCUGCUUCUUCUUUCUCUGUGUCUAGUUCUUCCCAACCUUAUUCUUCCUUUCACUCCCACCCAUCUCACACUCAAAGUACUAGAGCAGAAUCUUCGAAAAAGCCAACAGCAGAGGGCUUCGCUGAUAAGGCAGAAAAUUCUGGCAAGAAGAAACUUCUUCAGGCAUGGAUUUCACCCUCUGAAACAUAUCCUAACCAAACUCAGCAGAGUGGUGAAACCAUGUCUUCUAAGCACAGACUUCAGCCUGUGAAGCCAAUGAAUGCCACAGCAAGCAAGUCUCAAACUAAAAACAUGAAUGUCAUCAGCACUAUGAAUGAAAAGCUGCUUGAGAUGAGCAUAAAGAAAUAUGAUCCUUCAGAUCCUGGCUAUGCUUAUGCUCAGUUAACAUAUGAUGAGCUGAUCCAGCUGGUCUUGAAACAGAAGGAUACAAUUAUCAAGAAAGAACACCAGGUGCGUGAGCUUGAAGACUACAUUGAUAACUUGCUUGUCAGGGUCAUGGAAGAAACACCAAACAUUCUUCGUGUUUCCACCUCUGGAAAUAAAAAAGCUGGAAAGAUAUGAGAGUUCUCUGAACUUUGAACAAAAGACUGAAUUCCUGCCAGUGGAGUUUGAUUAAUAAGGAAGUGAAGUAGGUGGGACUGGUGUGCUGCCCACAGGAAAUGACAUUUUUCCUGUUUCUGACUUGAGCAACUAUCAAAUUGAUUUGUAGUUGCAUCAGGUUUUAUAUAUGGAGUCCAGAAAUGGAGUCAACUUCUCGUAUUUAUUUUUUGGUAUCUCUUUGUUAUUGGGGAAGAUUUGUUACGGAAUCUAAUCCACAGGCUGAUCAUGAUGUCAGGAAUGAAGGGUUUUUUGAUAAGCUUUGCCUGCCAGCAAGGCACUGAUGAUCCUUUAUGAAGAUUUUUUUUUUCAUCGUUCUGUUUCUUAGCAACUUUGACAGAUCAAUUACUCUUUUUUUUUCACACUCUAAGUUGUAGUGCAAUAUAAAACCUUGUACAGUAGAGCUUGAGGGUUUGCUUUGCUUUGAAUAACUACACUGGAGAAAUCCAAAAGAGUUAUGCUUCAGAAUAAGGCUGCUUGAGUGUAUUUUAAAACUAUUUAAUGCCCUAACAAUUGAGUGCAAGUUAACUCUUAGUUUGGAAAGGAAGAAGCGAAGGCAAAUUACUGACAUAAAUAUUGUUUCAAGGGUGUUCUCCAAGAAAUAUAUGUAACUUUGGGCCAAAGGUGUAGUAAAUUAGAAGCUGUUAUUUCAUAGUCAUCAAACAACCUGACAGCCUGAUUUGAAGGUUGUUAAACAAGGGAGGCAAAGGUACACCCAGUUCCUGUUCUGUAUUCUGAAAUAGGUAUGGACUUUGCAGUAUGUGUGUUUGGCCUGUGUCUCUUGCUGUAUGACAGUUCUGUGACAAUUACGAUACUAUACCAUUGCAGUUUACUAAUUCUAAAUAUUUUGGAUUUUGGAACCGGGGCUUACCUUGGAACAGCUUUCAAAGGUGGUCAGUCUUGUAAUACUUCCUUGCAUACAUUCCUUACACAUCUAAGAAAGGAACCAAUUCGUUCUCCUUUUGGGAUGGGAGUUAGAAUGUUAACUCUCAAAUCUGAUUUGGUUUUCGCUGUGGUUUGAAAUUCAGAAUGAGAUGAAGAUUUUAUGUAGCUGAAAGUGUGUUGGUUUUGGAAGACAAUCAGAUACUUCUAUCUCCUUCCUUAAUUUGUGGCCUGAUUGCAGCUUCAUAGAGGACAGGUACAUUCUCUUUCCUGUUUCCUCAGACAGAAAGUAAUGAUAUAAUGCUGUCAAGCAGCUGCUACAGCAGACCUCUUCCAUGGAAAACUACACAUGAUUUUUUUUGUGGCAAGUUCUUGUCAAUCAUCAUCAAAUUAGAUGCAUCUUCACACCUCUUAGAUUUAUCAGGGUUGUGAGGGUGUGAGAUGUAAUAACAGGAAAUGGUUUGGAAGGAAGUCAAAAUACUGAAAGAAUAGGUAGCAGAGAACAAAAACAAAUGCUGUUACCUUCUGAAGUGGAAAGGGUUGAUUAAGUCACUCUACAUCUCCAAAGGGGUGAGUUUCUAACAGACAUUCCUACAGCAUAGCACUUUAAUGAGUGGUAAGACUGGCUGGAUUGACUUGUUAGUAGUCUGCUUAAUAUUUUCAUAAAACACUGGAAACUACUGGAAGCUUCUCAAAUACUGUAUUUUUGUAGUGAAGAGUAGUUUAAUAUAUUUGCCUAGAUAUAUAUAUAUUCUUUGGAAAAUACAAAAAAAAUGCUGUUAGUUACAUUUGUUACUGUAAACUGGCUGGUUACCAAAGUAUGGCAUAGUAGUUGAAGCUUUUCUGAUGCAGCUCUCCUUCAGGGAAAGCUGGAGUUGAAAUAAACCUAUUGCUUUAAGCAUUAAGAGUCUUCUAAGACUUCAAGUACUUAAGAGAUGAAUGCUGAACUUUUAUUUGAACGGAUGUCUUCAGUGAAGGGGUAGCUUUUUUUUUUUUCUUUCUUACAGUACCCUCUUCUAUGAAUGAAGGGUCUGAAAUGCAGAAGUUUUUAGCAGCAUCUUCAGCUCUUGGCUGGUGGUUUAAAUUUUGAAUGGUACUGGUUGGCAUUACUGAAAACUACUGCUGCUGCUUGUGCCUUGAAGCAGGGAGGAAGAUGAACAUUAAUUUCAGUUUCCUCCUUGUGCCUCAGUGGAUGUCUGGAAAGAAAUGAUUGCCUGUACCUCACUAAUAAACCUGUCUUCUAGACUUUAUUCCACAGCUUUCUGACUUUCUGGUUCAGAGAAUCAGAGAAACCAGUAGUGCCUUUGAACAACAGCUUAAUGAUUUGAAAUAAAAAAUGGUAUUACCAGUAGUCAUAACUGGACACAUGUUACGCAAAACUUAACUCUUGGUUUUUACUGGCCUUAUUUUAAAAUAAUAUGGGUACUACUUUGUCUUUGGCUGCUGAAAUCAUUGUGAUAGUAUGUAUAAUCCUUUGGGAGUAAGGACUUUUAUGAAGCUUAUACAGCUGAUAACCUGCAUUUCUGUUGGCAAGAGUGUGCAUCUGGAAGUCGCACACACACUCACACUCUAUAUGCCAAUAAUAAUCUUGAAGAUGAAGCCUUAAAAUUUAAAAUGUCCUUUCUUGGUAGCCUUUUUGCCAGUUAUGACUUUAUCCAGUCACGUGAACUCCAAGUUCUGUGGCUUUUGCAUCCUGGGUUGUUCUCUCCUGUGGUUACAGGCCUUAAGUCUCUCACUGAACAGCAGGAGUGCUGCUGCAAGGUAACAAUCCUGUACAAGCUGCAUCUUUACUUCAGUAGCUGUGAAAAUGUUGCACAAAUCUUUUACCUCAAUCUUUUAUUGGCAAUAUUAUUUAAAGCCUUUUUUUGGCAUAAGGGGUUUGGCAUUUUAUGUCCAACAAGGUGCUUAACCUUGUGAGUAAUGACUUUGAGGCUUGAGAAUCAAGUAUAUUGUUUUAUUACUGAAGGAUCUGAAUGUAUCUUUUACUGUUUAUACUGUCUGCUUUUAGCCUGGGUACCUAUGUGUUUUUAAAUGAUCUUUGGUUUUGUGGAACACUAAAAUAAAAGUAUCUUAAAUCCA